GCAAAGGAAUAGAGAAGCCUUAAAAGCUUCUUAACCCUCACACCAUUUUCCUGAUCUCUGCCUUUCUUUCUCUCUCUUUCUCUCUUCUCACUGCUUUUCCCAUCAGCAGAAAAAGAUUGUUACACCACCUCAUCUUUUGCACUCUGUCCCUUUUUCUGAUUCUGUUUUAUUUUAUUUUUUCUUUCUUUCCCUCUGUCUCAUUUAUUCCAAUUCCACUUUGAUCUUUUUUCUGUCUCUCUCUCUCUCUCUUUUUCCGUCAGACAUAUACACACAAACACACAUUCUCUUUGCUUUUUUCUCUUCUGCUGUCAGCUUUUCUCUCUCUCUAUCUCCACCCAUCUGCACACCCCUAACAGAUACAGUGAGCGAGAGAAGAGGGAGAGGGAUAGAAAAAGAGCGUUUUGCAGCACGGAGACCCUUCCAGCACUCCCAGGCAUCCCGUGGAUCUGCUCAUAUCUCCUGAAUGCUUGUUGCAGUCAUAUAGGGGAAUUAUUCUUAAGGCUACUCUGCUUCUGACCUUUUGAGGAAUUAUUUUAGUACGACUUCAGUGUGAAGUAUUUAAUAAAGCACAACUGCUGUUUUCGUUGUAUGCUGUCACUUGUGGCACAGAGAUUGAUGGGAGGGACAACCAAUGGCAGAGAGGCAGGAGGAGUGGUCAGAGAAGGAAUUGCCGAUGUUGACUACAACAGGACCUUCUGAAGUUGUGCAUAUUAUUACAAACCUUCAGUCAGGAGGUUUGCCAGAUGAAGUAUUGGAGGAUUUACUGAAGGAGAAAGAACUUGGUGAGGAGUCUGCAUUACCAUGGACAAGAGUCAUGGAAAAGAUCACGCCAGAAGAAGAAGAACAUGAAAGAACUGAAUUGGCAGUGUCUGAGGUUUGCAAGUCUAAUAUAGGUAUUGCAAUUAAUGUCCAAAGUAAAACAGGGGGUUCUUCAGAUUUGGAGAGGUGCACAGCAGCAUUUGUUUCCCCUAACCAGGAUAUGCAUGGAGGGGGAAUGCACUCGUAUGCGGUGGUUGCUGUACAAAAUGGAAAACAGACUACAAAAGCUGUUGGAAAGCCCCAACCAAAACCCCUGGAGGGCGCAUGCAUGACCGUCCGAAAAGGCGAAAAAAUGACGAUAAGCAUACAGGAACAUAUGGCUAUUAACGUCUGCCCAGGGCCAAUUCGGCCCAUCAAACAGAUCUCAGACUAUUUUCCCCGUUUCACUCCAGAGCCUACCACAGACGGCAGUUAUGGGACCAAGUUGCGAUCACCAGGUGGUGGACAGUCUGACAUUUCUCCCAUUGACAUCUCACCUACAGGACGCAGUGCCUUUGGAGCUGGGGCAGAUCCGAAUGCUGACUUAGACAGUUAUGACUCAGAUGAUACAACUGCUCUUGGGACACUAGAAUUUGAUCUCUUCUAUGACCAUGUCAACUGUGCCCUGCAUUGUGAAGUUCUCCGGGCAAAGGGUCUGAAGCCUAUGGACUUUAAUGGACUAUCUGACCCCUACGUUAAACUCCAUCUACUUCCUGGUGCUUGCAAGGCAAACAAGCUCAAAACCAAGACAGUGAGGAAUACGCUGAACCCUGUCUGGAAUGAAACACUGACGUACUAUGGGAUCACAGAGGAAGACAUGUCACGUAAAAUUCUCAGGAUCUCCGUCUGUGAUGAAGAUAAACUCAGUCAUAAUGAGUUCAUUGGAGAGACUCGGAUACCAUUGCGUAGACUGAAGCCCAGCCAGAAAAAGCAUUUCAACAUCUGUCUGGAAAGGCAGGCUCCGCUGGCAUCACCAUCUGCCAUGACAGCAGCCCUGAGAGGCAUUUCCUGCUACCUCAAAGAGCUGGAGCAGGCAGAAGAGUGGCAGUUAGAAGAACGAGGCCGCAUUCUCCUCUACCUCACGUACUGUACAGAGAGAGGCGGACUUGUGGUGGGGAUCGUCCGCUGUGCACACCUUGCUGCUAUGGAUGUCAAUGGCUACUCAGACCCUUAUGUGAAAACGUACCUUAAACCAGAUCUGGAAAAGAAAUCCAAACACAAGACUUCUGUCAAGAAAAAGACCCUCAACCCAGAGUUCAAUGAGGAGUUUUUCUAUGAGAUUCAACACUGUGAUCUGACCCAAAAGAGCCUAGAAGUUACUGUAUGGGACUACGACAUUGGCAAAUCAAAUGAUUUCAUUGGUGGUGUAACUUUGGGUAUGAAUGCCAAAGGGGAGUGCCUGAAACACUGGUUUGAGUGCAUCAAAAACAAGGACAAAAAGGUGGAACACUGGCACACACUAACCAAUGAGCUUCCAGGAUCCACGUUCAGUGAUUAAAUGGCUCACUUCCUGAUUGGCUGAUUACCACAACAGGAAAAAGGGACAGAAAGAAAGAGAGAGAGACUAAGAAUGGAAAACAAGGCAGGUGAAAUCAAUAUUCGCCAAGAAGUUCUUGAUGGACUGCUGGAAGCAAACUGGAUUCUGUCCCCACAUCUGCCAGCAAGUUUACAAGCACUGAAGAACUAAAACCCCUGUUCUUCUCUGUCCCCAAAGUGUCUUCUGUGUGCAUUUUUGUUAAGAAAGGCUUCCAUUUUUAGCACAGCAGCACGCAGUUGUUUUGCACGUUUACACUAAAGUUUUAAAAAAAUCACAAUCCCGUUUUUUGUGAGGGUGUCGAUCUGUGGUACGACUUUUUUUAAAUGAAUGUUAUUUUUGUAAAACAAAAUUUGCAAGAAAAUGUUUUUUUAAGCAUGCCGUUCAGCUAGCUGGUUAAUGUGGUUUGUGGAAAAUUAACCUGUUCUCAGUCACUUUAGUAAAUUCAGAAACUAUCAAGGCAGGCAUUUUGCAACUCCACUCCUCAAAAGAAAUCCUUCAAGAAAUGACUUUACAUACCUCAAAGCCCAGUUUCAAUUAUCAUUCCUACUACAUCAGGUGCACCUUUUGCAUGUACCACAAAAAUAUUACUAAGAAAUGCAUUCUACCAUGCUGAUAUAAAUAAGAAAUGCAUUCUAUCAUACUGCAGCAAAGAUUUAAACCCUGGUAUUUCAAGAAGCACUGUGAACUCAACACAGUAUGGUACCCACACCUGUCAACAACUUAAUAUUUUAAGUCAUAUAGUUUUCAGGUAUCAAAUGUUUCUACAUUUGUACUUUAUUCUGUCUCACUGUCAUAUAGCUUGUAUGUCAAUACCACUCAAAGAAAAGUUACUUCCUCCUAGAUAUAAAAUGUAUUGGGGUACAAUAUACAACAUAAAAACAUUCACAGCUACUGACAACUCAGAGAAAACAUACAAAAUUAGAACUCUUCAGUCUGCAGUCAGUACAUGUUCAGGGUUCUAAACAACUUUUCAGGAAGACAUAAUGUUUUCACGAAACUAAAGAAAAAAAAUCUUGACUGAUGCAAAUGUCUGAAGAAAACAAGACAGAGGCAUUUGUAUGCGCUACUGCUAAUCAUUAGCAGUAUGUUGGCCCCACUCUUUAUCUGCAUAUCUACCUGAGAUGAUCAUAAGCUCAUAGGAGGUUACUAGGCUAAUGGCCCUGGGGCCCCAAGCCUAGCCAAGAGUUUAUCCCCAAAAAAGA
Protopterus annectens (West African lungfish) is the source of this 3537-nucleotide messenger RNA. It is a transcript of the gene DOC2A, whose product is annotated as double C2 domain alpha. The transcript has 12 exons. Bases 632 to 2296 code for a protein of 554 amino acids. NCBI's taxonomy places the organism in Eukaryota, Metazoa, Chordata, Ceratodontiformes, Protopteridae. Gene Ontology annotation, cellular component: membrane. The record is from RefSeq and is a predicted model, not a curated record.